AUGGUGGAACUCAGUCUAGGCGUCUUUUUUCGCUCCUUCAAUGCAUCAAAAGUAAUUCUCUGCGCAUGUCUUCUAGUUUUCCUCACACUUUUCACACUAAAACUCGAUGGAAAAGUUGGUUUUAGCUACGCCUUUGUUUUUGCACCUUUAUGGGCUUGUAAUCUUCUCGUUUUCAUUGGGGGCCUCAUUGGAAUGUGUUCCUAUUGUUCAAAUCCACCCUCAAGAAACGAAAUCAUGAUGCGUGUAGACUUCGGAGCGAUGUGUAUAACAGUUGUUGAGCACAUUUUGUUAGCUGUUUUCGAGACUUUCGCCUUUGUAAAGCUAGAAUACGAAGACAUCUCCGAACCAGGCUACCCAUUCCCAUGGACCAUUGUCUUCUGUCCCCUAUUCUCCCUAUCCGCCGCUUCCAUUGGAAUCGCCGUCUGGGCACUCCGACACGAUAAACCAUUCGAAUUCGAGUUCUUCUACGCUAUGAACAUCGUUCAGUUCGUGUUUAUCGCGUUCAAAUUGGAUAAGCAGGUCGAUUGGACGUGGGCAGUGGUCUUCAUACCCCUUUGGGUGGUGCUCUCCCUGGCUGCCGUCGGUGUGCUCUACGCGUUGGUGCUCUCCGUUGUGCUCAUUCGAUCCCGUCAUUUCAUUCCAGCACACAGAAGACAGCAUGUGUAUUCCGCGAUUUUGCAUACGUUCUUUGUGAUUCCUGCAUUGGUCUGUCUGGUUCUUCUCACUGGAAAACUGGAUUCGAUGAGUUGGAGUGAUAAGUCGUCAGUCUCCGAAUUGAGUUACACGCUCGCGAUGGCACCACUCCAAGUCUCGUUCUUCUUCAUGGCUAUCAUGUCAGCAGGAUUCGGUGGACCAUCCUCCACACCUCAAACCAAUAUCUGGUGGUUUGGCCUACGAAAACCCCUCUGCCCGUUCCUUCUGGACAAAUGUCCCUCACUGAGGACAUAUGCAAACGUCAGCUAUCGAAUUGGAGGUAGAAAUCGAGCGGAGAACGAGCAAGAAAACGGCGAGGAGCGUCAAGCGAUCGCUGGCGACAACGAGGAUCGCGACGAGGCUGAUGUGGCGAUCGUCAACGAGCGACGGAAUCGACAGAGAGCAGAGGAGAAAACACGUGGAUCCGGCGGAUCACAAGCCAGCUCUCAAGGCAGUCAAAGUGGACAGGAGGGCAUGAACCCAAUGGAACAAAUCGCCUCCUCAUCAGCGGCAAUUUCCCGAGCCAUGGCUCAGUACAAGAAUGAAUACGGCUAUCAUUGGCAUGGAGAUAUCUCACAACCUGAUUAA
Molecule: messenger RNA, 1281 nt
Organism: Caenorhabditis briggsae
Lineage: Eukaryota; Metazoa; Nematoda; Chromadorea; Rhabditida; Rhabditidae
Exons: 10
Coding region: 1-1281 (426 amino acids)
Source: RefSeq, a predicted model, not a curated record